This is a messenger RNA of Tachysurus fulvidraco (yellow catfish), 2413 nucleotides long. It is a transcript of the gene acss2l, whose product is annotated as acyl-CoA synthetase short chain family member 2 like. The coding region runs from base 116 to 2140 and encodes 674 amino acids. The record is from RefSeq and is a predicted model, not a curated record. The transcript has 18 exons. Lineage: Eukaryota; Metazoa; Chordata; Actinopteri; Siluriformes; Bagridae. Gene Ontology annotation, molecular function: acetyl-CoA synthetase activity; AMP binding.
UAAACUGCUUCAUAGUUUAAGUGCAGGGCAGUACCCAGCUGUCAAUGCUUUUGAGAGUUAAAGGAACACGACGUUUCUUAUCAACCGCUUCAACUUUUAAAUCCAUCUGACAAACAUGGUUGUUCCUGGGCUUCAAGAAAAGAACAAGAAAGUAUACUUUCCUCCAGAAGAUUUGCAAAAGGUUGCCCAUGUGCCUGAUUUUAACUCAUAUCUUGCAAUGUACAAAAGGUCCACUGAAGAUCCUGAAGAGUUCUGGAGGGAGGUUGCUCAGGAGUUUUACUGGAAGAAACCUCCGACAGGCCAGAUCCUGCAGUAUAACUUUGAUAUGACAAAGGACCAGGUUUACAUCAAGUUCAUGGAGGGAGCAAAGACCAAUAUGUGCUACAAUGUGCUAGACCGCAACGUGCUAGACCGGAACCUGGGCGAGAAAGUGGCUUACCACUGGGAAGGGAACUCACCUGACCAUCACCUUACCAUCACAUACAGUCAGCUACUAAAGGAGGUGUGCAGAUGUGCUAAUGCGCUCAAGCAGCUGGGUAUAAAGAAAGGAGACAGAGUGGCCAUUUAUUUGCCUAUGAUCCCCGAGCUUGUGUUCACCAUGCUAGCCUGUGCUCGAAUAGGGGCAGUGCAUUCCAUUGUGUUUGCAGGGUUUUCUUGCGAGUCUCUGGCUGAAAGGAUCGUGGACGCUCAGUGUAGCAUCCUGGUGACGGCAGACGGCGUUUACAGGGGAGAUAAACUGAUCAACCUGAAGCAGAUUUCAGACCUUGCUUUGGAGCACUGCAGAGAAAAAAGCUCCUUUACAGUCCAGAAAUGCCUUGUAGUAAAACAUCAUGCCUUCAGGAUAACCAGUACCUGCAAUAAGCUACAGACACCGUGGAAUGCAGAGUGUGAUGUGUGGUGGGACGACGUUGUGAACAGUGCAUCAGAGGAGUGUGAGCCUGAGUGGCUGGAUGCUGAAGACCCACUCUUCAUCCUCUACACCAGCGGGUCCACGGGCAAACCCAAGGGCAUACUGCACACGAUUGCUGGCUACCUGCUCUACACAUCUCUUACGUUCAAACACGUCUUUGAUUAUCACCUUGACGAUGUGUAUUGGUGCACCGCAGACAUUGGCUGGAUCACAGGCCACUCCUACAUCACAUAUGGUCCAUUAGCCAACGGUGCGACAAGUGUGCUGUUUGAAGGCAUUCCGGUCUACCCUCACGUGGGCAGGAUUUGGGAGAUCAUAGAGAAGCACAAAGUAUCUAAGUUCUACACAGCGCCCACUGCCAUCAGGCUGCUUAUGAAGUUCGGAAGCGAGCCACUGCAAAAAUAUGAUGUGUCAAGUUUGCGUGUACUGGGAACCGUAGGAGAGCCAAUAAAUCCUGAAGCCUGGCUCUGGUACCACAAUGUCGUAGGUCAGGGUAGAUGCCCCGUGGUCGACACCUUUUGGCAGACUGAGACGGGAGGUCAUGUUCUGACUCCAUUGCCUGCAGCAACACCACUAAAGCCAGGAUCUGCAACAUUACCGUUUUUCGGUGUGCAGCCCACAAUCCUGAACGAGCACGGAGAGGAGCUGGAUGGAGAGGCCGAGGGCUACCUGGUUUUCCGGAAACCCUGGCCGGGCAUCAUGCGGGGCAUCUAUCAAAAUCAAGAACGAUUCCAGAACACUUACUUCAAAAAGUUUCCAGGGUUUUAUGUGACAGGAGAUGGAUGCAGGAGGGACAAAGAUGGCUAUUACUGGAUCACUGGCAGAAUAGAUGACAUGCUGAAUGUCUCAGGGCACUUGCUUAGCACUGCCGAGGUGGAGGCGGCGUUAUCAGAACACCCAGCUGUGGCUGAAGCAGCCGUGGUCAGCUGUCCUCACACCGUCAAGGGCGAGUGUCUCUACUGCUUCGUCACGCUUAAGGACAGCCGAGAAUUUAACCGCACACUCAUAGAGGAGCUCAAGAGGAAAGUGAGAGAGAAGAUUGGUCCGAUAGCCACUCCAGAUUUCAUCCAGAAUGCCCCAGGACUCCCCAAAACCCGUUCAGGGAAGAUCAUGAGACGUGUCCUGAGGCAGAUCGCUCGAAAUGAAAAGGACCUAGGUGACCUUUCAACUCUGGCUGACCCCAAAGUUGUGGAAGUGCUCUUCAGUCAGAGGUGUGAAGCAGCAGCAUGAGAGCUUUAAGCCGUUUCUCAUGCCUUUACAACUCAUCCUGGAACAUUUAUUUUACUUUAUCUGUGAGCGAUAUAUAAAAAUUAGCACACAAACAGACACGAGAACAAUUUUGAUUGAAUCACGGGUUUCAAAGCUUCUGAUGUAUAACUGAUGUUGUGUUCCUUUAUCUCAAGAAAUUUCCCAAACAGAGAGGUCAUGUAGAUGUCCUUGUCUUUCCAUUAGCUCCAGAAUCUGACACGACAACCCUUAAAUGAAUUACAGAAAUAAUCUAUA